Aspergillus niger is the source of this 414-nucleotide messenger RNA. RefSeq lists its product as uncharacterized. The transcript is spliced from 3 exons. The coding region runs from base 1 to 414 and encodes 137 amino acids. Lineage: Eukaryota; Fungi; Ascomycota; Eurotiomycetes; Eurotiales; Aspergillaceae. The record is from RefSeq and is a predicted model, not a curated record.
AUGAUUACUGGUCUCCACCACGUCAACAUCCUCGUCCCGGAAGGCACCCUGGACCGGGCGGAGGAGUUCUACACAAACACCCUGGGUCUGCCAUCAGCCCCAGUUCCCCAUCUACAGAAAGGAACUCUCCUAUGGUUCAACCUGACGCCGGAUGGCAGUCAGCAGAUUCAUGUAGCCUUUGGGUCGAACAGCGAUUUACAUUCCGACCGUCACGCUUGCCUGAAAGUCGCGUCGCUGGACAAGCUAUUGGCCCUGCAGCAGCGCAUCUGGGAACAUCAUCAGAGAGGGGGUGAUGCUGCCCCCUUGCACGCUGAUAAGCCGGGGGAACAAAACUCGGGCGCCCAGGGCAUCGAAUAUCCGAGCCGCUUUUUUGCCAGGGAUUUUGCAGGUAACCGGCUGGAAUUCACCUUAUGA